GUUUACAUGAUUUACAGCUUGUCAAAAAAAAAUUGCGUGUGUGAUGAGUGUUAAAAUUGCACCUCUUCAAUCUUACUCUUAAAGUCUUGUUUCGCGUUAAAUUGCUCAUCACCGUCAUCGUUUGUGAAUGUUAACAAUAUCUCGUCGACAAUUAUAAUCCACACUUUAAUGUACUACCAACGUCAACUGACCGAAUUCAAUCUGUAAAACCAGCUACAGCAACUGAAAAUCGGAGGUGUGUGUACAACUGGAACAACAACAAUAUGUGAUUAUGGCUUGUAUCUUAAAACAUUUUGCCGAGACAACAAUAAAAAUACCGCACUAUCAUCUCGUCGACGGUACAACAUUUUAUGAUAUUCAUGUGACCGUUGGAAAGAUCAAUUGGACGGUACAGCACCGUUUCAAGGAGUUCGACGAACUGAAUGAAAAAUUGGUAACGGGGCACAGUAUCAGCUCAGAUUUGAUGCCACCGAAGAAGGUACUCGGUAAUCGUAACCCAGAGUUUCUAGUGCAACGUCAAAAAUUGCUGGAAAUCUAUCUGCAAAAAGUGCUCAUCUUCUUUCGCUACACAAUGUGCCGCGAAUUUGUGGAAUUUUUGGACUUCAACAAAUAUGACAUCAUUUACCUGCUGCAAGACAUCAGCAACAAUUUCUACCAACAAGGCGAAACCAUUUUGGCUGCAUCAAAGGUACACGAAUUUACGACGUUGGAUCUGUACUCAAUUACCGAGCGACUGAAACUGCCGUGUCCAAGUUCGGAUAGCGUGCGGAAAAAUUUCGAUUUUUCCCAUGUGCUGGACUUUUGCUCACAAUUACAAAGUUUGGUAGUUCGUCCACGGAAGGGUCAACAGCAGCCGGAAGCAGUACCGAAAAUCGAACUGAACACAUCGAUCGGUACGAGCAAUAUCAUACCGGGAAAUCUCAAAUUUGACUUGAAUGCGUUUAGGUCGCUGAAAUCGUUCAAGAUGUACGGUAUACGUACCGAAAAUAUUUACGAUGCAGGCGUUUUGCGACAAACCAUUUCUCAUUUGUCUGUACAUAGCACGUCAACCACUCAAAUUAAUCAAAUUCUACUCUGUGAUUGCAUCCACAAAGACGACAACAUUGACACAACGAAAAGUUGGACAGAACUGAAAUCGGCCAAUUUUUCGUCGAAUUGUAUCCAGUCGAUUGACCCCAGCAUCAAAUUGCUCCCGAAACUGAAAACAUUGAUACUCGACCGAAAUCACAUCACAGCCAUAUCCAACUUGAGUCAUCUUCCAUACCUGAGUUCGUUAAGCCUAUGUGAAAAUUUCAUUACCGAAUGCAUCGACUGCCACUUGGAGUUGGGCAAUCUGAAAACGUUAAAAUUGUCGCAAAAUCGAUUGACCUCGCUGAGUGGAUUCCGGAAAAUGUAUUCGUUGGUGACGUUGGAUGUUAGCUGUAAUCUGAUCGCCGACAUUGAGGAAAUUAACCAUGUGGCUGGUUUACCAUGUCUAGAAGAAUUAAUUUUGACAGCGAAUCCCGUUGCCGGUAUAGUGGAUUAUCGUCAACGCGUUCUAUCGAGAUUUGGUGAUCGAUGUACGGAACUAUACCUGGACAAUGAAAAAGCUGAGGGUACCGAAAUUGAUAUGGCCUUGGUGUUGGCUGCUUUAAGACAAUCGGAAGCGAAACCACCAUUGCUACAAACCAGUUUUGUUACGGAGAGGUAGCAAUUAAUUCCAAUUUUAUUGUUUGUUGUUUUCACAUGAUGUGCACUUUUGAAGUUAUACAAGUUGUAGUGUGCUGUUAUAUAUACAUCGUUUGAAUAUAAUAUAUAUUUAUCUAAAGUGAUAAUUAUUUUA
Messenger RNA from Bradysia coprophila, 1822 nucleotides. RefSeq names its product nischarin. NCBI's taxonomy places the organism in Eukaryota, Metazoa, Arthropoda, Insecta, Diptera, Sciaridae. Gene Ontology annotation, cellular component: cytoplasm. The record is from RefSeq and is a predicted model, not a curated record. Gene Ontology annotation, molecular function: phosphatidylinositol binding; protein binding.